UUUCACUCGUGAUCGGAAAUGUUUGGUCCACGCCGCGAAUUUCGUCCUUAUUUGGCAAAGCGCCUCCUUACGACAGUUCUAUAUGGAUCCUGGCUACUUGGCUUAUUCCCUUUCAUUUAUGACUCCAGAAGAUGUCAACUGAGGCGCUCUCGAUGGCUUGUUCUGUAUGGCUUCACCGCUAAUUAUUUCCUUCUGUUCUGCCUGGUAUACCUUGGAUUACACCAGGAUCUAAGGAAACUAGAAGCCUUCGAGCGGAAUCCUGUGCUGGAGUGCAUAAACAUUUUAAUUUCACUGAUGAGCAUAUUUUCAGCUAUUGUGAUAAAUUUUAUGAAUGUUUGGGGAAGCAAGAAAGUAGAGAGAAUCGUCAACGAACUGUUAACCUUGGAAAAUCAGAAAUUUAAGGGAGCGAAAGUAACCAAUUGUCCGAAACUUAACUGCUUUGUGAUUCAAAAAUUUGGGACUAUGGUGAGUCAGAUUACAAAUUUCUUGACGGUCAACUACGCGAUGCCUGGAAACGAGACCCUUGUAUUGGUGGUGCUCCUAAGUUGCCUGAUGCAAAUAUCCGUCAGUUUUAAUAUCAUGCACUACUAUGUCGGGAUACUGCUCAUCUAUCGCUAUGUUUGGAUGAUCAACGGACAACUUAAGGAACUGGUAAAACAAGUUAGACUAAAUUCCACAACAGACACAUCCAAGAUUCGGGAGUUGCUCUCCUUGUACAGUCGCCUCUUGGAGCUAAAUAGAAAACUAAUCGACGCCUACAAAUAUCAUAUGAUCUUAAUUAUGACAUCAUGGCUAGCUGGUAAUAUUGUGGUCAUCUAUUUCUUAAUAGUGUUCGGAAUAAGUAUGCGUAAAUACUCCAUCUUUUUGAUGGUAUUUCCGCAAUCUUUGUUGGUAAAUAUUUGGGACUUUUGGUUGACUAUUUCCGUAUGUGAUCUGACCGAAAAAGCUGCUAGAAAAACCUCAACCCUGCUCAAACUCUUUAUUGAUCUACAGCACAAAAAUGAUCAGCUGGAAAGAAGUGUGAAUGAAUUCGCAUGGUUGUGCAGUCAUCGCAAAUUCGAUUUUCAACCUUGUGGACUUUUUACAAUAUGGGUUUCCAAAUGA
Molecule: messenger RNA, 1104 nt
Organism: Drosophila biarmipes
Lineage: Eukaryota; Metazoa; Arthropoda; Insecta; Diptera; Drosophilidae
Product: putative gustatory receptor 22b
Exons: 2
Coding region: 19-1104 (361 amino acids)
Biological process (GO): sensory perception of taste
Cellular component (GO): membrane
Source: RefSeq, a predicted model, not a curated record